CGGCUCCACACGCCCAUGGCAGCCAGUGGUCCUGCUCUGCUCCGGCUCAUCAUGAGGGGUCUCCCCAUCUUGAGCUUCCUCCUGGCAGUAGCCUUCAGCCAGAAGAUGUUCAGUGGAGACCAGGUUCUCCGCAUCAGGGCCAAGGACCAGAAGCAGCUCCAAUUACUCAGGAAUCUAGAGGACUCCGAAGACCUGAAGGUUGAUUUCUGGCACGCUCCAGCCAGGUCCAGCCUCCCCGUGGAUAUGAGAGUUCCUUUCUCUAACCUGAACGCCGUCAAAAACUAUCUGAAUUCCAGCGGCAUCUCCUAUACCAUCAUGAUAAAGGACAUCCAGGCGCUGUUAGAUGAGGAAAAAAAAGGCAUGUCGUCCUCCCGGAGACUGGAGAGGAGUACUAGUAGCUUCAGGUACAAUGCUUAUCACACUCUAGAGGAGAUCUACACCUGGAUGGACAAUUUAGUGGCUGAACAUUCAGACCUGGUCUCAAAAAUUAUGAUUGGUCAAACCUUUGAAAAACGUCCCAUUUUUGUGCUGAAGUUCAGCACCGGAAACAAGAGCCGGCCUGCUAUCUGGAUCGACAGCGGCAUUCACGCUCGGGAGUGGAUCACCCAAGCAACCGGCGUGUGGACGGCCAUGAAGAUUGUCAUGGAUUAUGGGGAAGAACCCGUGCUGACCAAUAUCUUGAACCACAUGGACAUUUUCCUUGAAGUUGUCACCAACCCUGAUGGAUUUGCCUACACCCACAAUAUGAACCGUCUGUGGCGCAAGAACAGAGCCGUCAAUUCCAACUCCACUUGCAAGGGUGUAGAUCCCAACAGGAACUGGGAUUCUGGCUUUGGAGGUGUUGGUUCUAGCAAUAAUCCCUGCUCGGAGACUUACCAUGGCCCCUUCCCUCACUCUGAGCCAGAGGUGGCCUCUAUUGCGAAUUUCAUCCAGAAGCACAAGCAUUUCAAGGCCCUGAUGUCCAUCCACAGCUAUUCCCAGAUGCUCUUGUAUCCCUAUGGCUACAGGAAGGAGCCUACUCUUGAUAAUGAGGAGCUGCAUAAUCUUGCCCGCAAGGCAGUGGAAGCUCUCUCCCAAGUUCAUGGAACCGAUUACGUCUAUGGAAGGGCCAUCAGCACCAUCUAUGUGGCCAAUGGGAUUACUAUUGACUGGGCCUAUGAACAUGACAUCAAAUAUUCCUUUUCCUUUGAGCUGCGGGACACUGGGGUUUAUGGCUUCUUACUGCCUGCCAGUCAGAUCAUCCCUACAGCUGAAGAGACGUGGCCAGCCAUCCUGACCAUUAUGAAGCAUGCCUAUAAUAAUCCCUACUAGCAACUCUAUGUGCAGCCACCAUCUGAGGAAGAAGCUUUUUUUCUCAGUCCAACCCGAGUCUAUCCUUGGAACCAGAAUUAUUCCUUUCCUUUGUCCCCAUAUCUAUCCAACCUCCCCAUGUUCUUUCUCCUUCAAAUAAUAAAAAAAAAACAAGUUUUAGCCCC
Messenger RNA from Antechinus flavipes (yellow-footed antechinus), 1475 nucleotides. RefSeq names its product carboxypeptidase A5-like. Lineage: Eukaryota; Metazoa; Chordata; Mammalia; Dasyuromorphia; Dasyuridae. The transcript has 11 exons. Gene Ontology annotation, biological process: proteolysis. Gene Ontology annotation, molecular function: metallocarboxypeptidase activity; zinc ion binding. Bases 16 to 1311 code for a protein of 431 amino acids. The record is from RefSeq and is a predicted model, not a curated record.